AUGACCAAUGGCAAUUCAUACGGAUUGCAGGACGACAUUAGCGAAGGCUUACAAUUAGGGGUGUUCAUUACCGGGCACAACCUAGUCCAAGGAUAUAUCGUUAAUGGGGUCAUAACUCUUGAUUAUGUGAACACUAAGUUCAAUUUGGUUGAUUUCUUCACUAAAGCCAUGAGUAGGGAUUCAAUUGAACAGGCGAUGCCUCCUAGAAGAAGAACAUGUGCUGAGAAGGAGUCUUCUCGCCAACGUUUGAGAGCUCUAGAGAAUGCUAUCAUUGCCCUCGCAAAUCGAUCCACUGGUCCGGCUAACAACCAGUCUUUUUUUGAUUGGUUUGAUCGUCACCGUCCCCCAGCCUAUGAGGGUACUGCCGAUCCUGUAGUUCUCGAAGGUUGGUUGCGUGAGAUAGAAAAACUCUUUGACGCGACCGGCUGCCCAAAUGCUGAAAAGGUAGCUAUUGGCUCGUAUUACCUGAAGAAAGAGGCUGACAACUGGUGGGGUAUGGUCAAAGCUGAAUAUCUUGCUACCACUGGCUUUGGGUGGGAACAGUUCUCCACGAAGUUGAAGGAGAGAUUCUAUCCGGACGAGUUGAGGUGGCUGAAAAGAGAAGAGUUUCUCUCUCUGGAACAGGGUUCUAUGUCAGUGCAAGCAUAUACUGACAAGUUCACAGAGUUGUCUCGUUUUGCUGCUGUUUUGAUCCCUUCUGAAGUUGAGAAAGUGAGGUUGUAUGUAAGGAGGUUAGACGCCCGGAUUAGGGUACCAGUGAUGUGUUCAGGUGCUGCUACUUUCCAGAGGGCUUAUGAAGUUGCCCUUAGUGCUUAUGCUGCAGUUCAAGAGGAAGAAGCUGCUAGACGUGCUCUCACAGCCAAGAGGCCCCCUCCCUCAUUUCAUACUGCAAACCCCUCCAAGAAGUCUAAGCUUAUUCCUGCGAAGAAGGGGAGUACUUCUGAUUCUAGACCAAAGAAGUGUUUCAAGUGCCAGAAAGAUUGGCACCCUGGCAAAAAUUGUGAUGGUUCUGAUGUCAAGUGUUUCUAUUGCAAUGGUGAGGGUCACCGUUCGUACUCUUGCCCUAAGAAUUCUGAUGCAGGCAAGACAAUUACUGGUGGUAAUGUCCCUCUCCGCAACAGGGUUUAUAAUAUGACCGAAACUGAGGAAGAAUCGGAUGUUGAUGUCAUUGCCGGUACUAUUCUCGUAAACUCUAUUCCUGCUUAUGUUUUAUUUGAUACUGGUGCUACUGCUUCUUUCAUCUCUUCUUCCUUUAUUGAAAAAGCCAAGUUGAACUCUUCUAUGUCUGUUAAAUCUGUGAUCUCCCUUCCUAAUGGGGAGAAAAUUUCUUGUCAUCGCGCUUUUCGAAGCGUUCCUGUUAUCAUUAACGAGGUAGAAUUGACUGCAAAUCUUAAAGAGUUCCCCAUGGACGAAUUCGAUGUGAUAUUCGGCAUGGAUUGGUUGAAGGAAUACCGAGCUGUAUUCCAUUGUAGGGAUGAGAAGGUGGUGUUGAGAAACCAUAAAGGGGAGAGAGUUUCUUAUUCUAACACCAAGGCAAAACAUGGUGUGAAGAUCAUCUCUGCUAUGAAGAUGAUGAAAAUACAAAGGAAAGGGAAUGAAGUUUUCUUGUGCAAAGUGACUGAAGUCUUCGAAGGCGUUAAGCUUGAAGACAUUCCCAUUGUCAGGGACUAUCCAGAUGUAUUUCCCGAAGAAUUACCUGGAAUCCCUCCCGAAAGAGAUGUAGAAUUUGGGAUUGAUUUGAUUCCAGGUACCGCUCCUAUUUCUAAACCCCCCUAUAGAAUGAAGAAAGAUGGUAGUAUGCGGCUGUGUGUUGACUACCGUGAACUGAACAAGGUAACUAUCAAAAAUAGAUAUCCCUUGCCAAGAAUUGACGAUCUUUUUGAUCAAUUAAAGGGCGCGGGUGUCUUUUCUAAGAUUGACCUUAGGUCUGGUUACCAUCAGAUCCCUGUGAGGGAAGAUGAUAUUCAAAAGACAGCUUUCCGGACUAGGUAUGGGCAUUAUGAAUUUGUCGUCAUGCCCUUCGGUCUUACGAAUGCCCCUGCUGUGUUUAUGGACCAGAUGAAUAGGUCCUUUCACGAUUUGUUGGAUGAAUGUGUAGUUGUCUUCAUUGACGACAUCUUGGUAUUCUCGAAGGAUGAAGAAGAGCAUGUUAAACAUCUAGAAAUGGUGUUAAACAUUCUCAGGAAGCAGAAAUGGUUUGCCAAGUUCUCAAAAUGUGAAUUCUGGCUUAAGAAAGUGGCAUUUCUAGGCCAUGUUAUUAGCAAGGAAGGUGUGAAGGUUGAUCCAACAAAAAUUAAAGCUAUUCUAGAGUGGGCAAGUCCCUCUAGUGUAACUGAAGUUCGGAGUUUUCUAGGACUUGCAGGCUAUUAUCGAAGGUUUGUGCAUAACUUCUCUAUUAUUGCUCAACCUCUGACAAAAUUGAUGAAGAAAGACUGCAAGUUUAGAUGGUCCGAAGAGUGCGAAAAGGAUUUUUAG
This is a messenger RNA of Amaranthus tricolor (Joseph's coat), 2475 nucleotides long. RefSeq lists its product as uncharacterized. The transcript is spliced from 4 exons. NCBI's taxonomy places the organism in Eukaryota, Viridiplantae, Streptophyta, Magnoliopsida, Caryophyllales, Amaranthaceae. Gene Ontology annotation, molecular function: nucleic acid binding; aspartic-type endopeptidase activity; zinc ion binding. Bases 1 to 2475 code for a protein of 824 amino acids. The record is from RefSeq and is a predicted model, not a curated record. Gene Ontology annotation, biological process: proteolysis.